AUGCAGGCGAAGCUCCGUGAGUGGCGUAAGAUUAAAUCUCUGCCAGACACGUUCGUGAAAGACGUUGAUGCGGUGCUGGCCGUCUUCUCCGAACUAACUGACUUGCUGGAGGUGAACGUGGAGGGCCUGGCGCGUGUCAAUGGUGCUGGGACCGCCCAACGAGUCGCGUUACAACGACUCACCGACGCCUUAAACUCGGAACUCGAUAAACUUCAGGUACUCAAUGAUGUUUUUCAUACCUUAUGCUCAUCGCAUUCACGGGCCAAUUUUUUUAAACUAACAGGAGGCUUAUCGCAUUCUGGAGUUGACACGUUAACAUUUUGUCCACUGUCACUUUAUUAUGCCGGUUUGUUUGAUGGCGUCAAACGCAUGUCUUCUGUGCUUGAUUUGUGCCAUUCAUUUGCUUGUGCUACAAAUCAGAACCCGAAGAACUGUACCAAGUCGAAACACCUCCUCAUGAACAUAAACAAAUCGUGCGGUUUCGGCUGCCAGCUUCACCACGCUGCCCACUGCUUUCGACUCGCCGUCGCAACCAAUCGUGUCCUCCACUUGAUCACCGACGAGUAUUCCUAUUCCAAAAACGGCUUCUUCUCCGUGUUUCGCCCCCUCACUUCGUGCCCCUCUGUUAAAACUGGUGCUAACGGAAACCCUAUUACGUGGGCUCCUGGUUUUGAGAAUGCAGAUUACGUUUACUGUCCCAUUGUGGAACAAUUUCAUGAAAUACCACAAUACGCACCCCCAGCUGUGCCAACGUCAAUCGCCGAUGCCCUGGCGCAUCUUCAUGGGGCCCCGGCGAUCUGGUUUUCUGGCCAUCUCCUGGCCUAUAUCAUGCGGCUCAAGGAGGAGUCCGUUGAAAAGGUCGUCAGCAUGGUAAGGGGCACGCCGGACACCUCUCCUGUGGUUGGGGUUCAUAUUCGACGCACAGAUAAGGUAAGAGAAAUUAAAUCUGAAGCUGAAUUUCACAAACUGGAUGAAUAUAUGGUCUACGUUGAUCGCUACUUCGAUAAACUCGAUCUAAAGACACCAAUCACAAGACGUGUCUUCAUUGCGACCGAUGACCCUGAGGUGAUUGCCGAAGGAAAACCACGUUACGAAUUCAUUGGAGACGUUAAGCGUGCCCAGUCAGCAUCACUGGCUACUCGUUACACCCACGAAUCUCUCCUUGCCGUUAUCACAGACGUUGUGGCCCUAUCGCACACCGAUUACAUCGUUUGCACCUUUUCUUCGCAGGUAGGUUGCACGCAUAGGAUGGGGCAUCUUACUCGUCCAAUGCAGCUCGGUGAUGCUUCAACGCGUGCUCAGUCCCUUGAUGAUGGCUAUUACUACGGUGGUCAACAGACAUGGUACCAGGCAGCCAUUGUAGAUGAUAAAGAAGCUGGAAUCGAGGUCGGUGAUCUUGUGGCAACUUUAGGAAACCACUGGAACGGUUAUGCUAGGAUAAUUCCAACAAAGAGCAAGCGAGAACUGGUUCUGCCGGCGUACAGGUUUGAGGACCGCCUGCUAAAAGUGGAUUUUGCCCUUCAGGUAAACGUUUCAGUCUCCUAA
Messenger RNA from Mesocestoides corti, 1545 nucleotides. The record is from the annotation of a GenBank genome assembly. Lineage: Eukaryota; Metazoa; Platyhelminthes; Cestoda; Cyclophyllidea; Mesocestoididae.